AUGACGUCCCACAUAGAGAAACCAAUCACGCUGAAAAGCGGCUUGACGCUGCCUAACAGGCUCGCCAAGGCCGCCAUGGCGGAGAACCUAGCUGAUGGAGACCUCUUGCCAACAGAUCAAGUCUAUACUGCAUACAAGACCUGGGCCAAUGGCGGUUGGGGCAUGCUCAUCACAGGAAAUGUGCAGGUUGAUCCUCGUCAUCUGGGUCAAGCAGGAGAUAUUGCCAACAACGACUCCAUCGACAGGAGCCGGCUUGUAGACAGUUGGAAGAAGUGGGCAUCUGUCUCUAGAAGCGGCGGAACUCCGACUGUGGUCCAGAUCAGUCACCCCGGUCGGCAAUCACCACUCGGCGCCGGUACUCGAGGUUUCUUUGACAAGACGCUCGCUCCUAGCGCUGUCCCUCUACGCCUCGGCAAAGGCAUAUUCGCAGGGGUGAUCUCCAGACUACUAUUUGGAACGCCAAGAGCCAUGACGGUUACAGAGAUCUUGGACGUUCAGGAUCGCUUCGUCAAGACAGCCGUCCUGGUCGCUGAUGCUGGGUUUGACGGGAUAGAGCUUCACGGAGCACACGGAUACCUUCUCUCGCAAUUUCUCAGUCCCAAGACUAACCAGCGAACUGAUGAGUAUGGAGGAUCGGCUGGGGCUAGGGCAAAGAUUGUGGUCGACAUUAUCAAGGCCAUCCGCAAAGCCGUGCCACCAAGCUUCACGGUUGGCAUCAAGUUCAACUCGGUCGAUCACCAGUCUUCACAAGCCCUGGAGGAGUGCCUUGAACAGCUUCGAUUAAUUACCGACGCCGGAAUCGAUUUCCUCGAAAUCAGCGGGGGAACUUAUGAGGAGCCAAUUGGUAUUAUCGACCCUGAUAAAAUCCCAGCCGCCAAGAGAGAAAGUACCAAGGCGAGGGAAGCCUUCUUCCUAGACUUUGCGAAAGCCAUCAGAGGCCAAUUCCCCGGCCUACCGUUGCUCGUCACGGGCGGCUUCCGCAGCCGAAAGGUAAUUGAAGACGCCUUGGCAAGCGGUUCGCUCGACAUGGUCGGCAUAGCUCGGCCAGGAGUUCUAGAUCCCUCUGCUCCGACAAAUACCCUCCUAGACAAGAGCAAGAAGGAUGAGGAGGCGCGAGCCAUUGCGAUUUCUAUUCCCACGCCUUGGCUGUUGAAAAAGAUUGGCAACUAUGUCAUUGGAGCUGGCUAUGAAACGGCCUGGUAUGUAAAGAAGAUCAAGACUCUGGGCGCAGCGUAA
Fusarium vanettenii 77-13-4 is the source of this 1236-nucleotide messenger RNA. RefSeq lists its product as uncharacterized. The record is from RefSeq and is a predicted model, not a curated record. NCBI's taxonomy places the organism in Eukaryota, Fungi, Ascomycota, Sordariomycetes, Hypocreales, Nectriaceae. The coding region runs from base 1 to 1236 and encodes 411 amino acids. The transcript has 4 exons. Gene Ontology annotation, molecular function: oxidoreductase activity; FMN binding.